AUGGAAGAUGCUGGGCUGAAGAAAGCACGAAUGAUCGCUGCUCACGAGACGGGCCCUGGACCUGGAUGCUACAGCCUGCCUCCAACGGUUGGAUUUGCCCACCAUGACUACACCCGCUUCACCAGUCCAGCUUACUCCUUCCACCAGAGGCUCAACAAUAGUUUAUAUUCAAAAGACGCCAGUCCAGGGCCCUGCUAUUACGUGGAACCAGAACUCACGCGCUUUGGCAGGUCCAGAGGGGCAUCCUAUUCCAUGCUGGCACGAGCAAAACCUCCAGGUCUGCCUCGCACCCCCGGGCCAGGCACGUACAGUCCGGAGAGGGCCCCUCCGCCCUCCCAGCGGAGGCCUCCGUCCUUCUCCAUGGGGGCGCGCACCAAGCCCCGCCGGGUGGAUGCCACCCCCGCGCCCAACAGCUACAGCCUCCCCUCGCUGCUGGGGCCAAGGGUGCCCAGCCAGGCUUCCAGCCCCAGCUUCAGCAUCUCCAGCUGGACCGUGCGGGGCAGCCAUGCCGAAGAUCUCUCUCGCACCCCGGGCCCCGGGCACUACGCCAGCACGGACCUCGGGGUCUACUUGAGCCGCCCGCCAGCCUUCUCCAUGCUGGGGAGACUGAAAGAGCCCACCAGGAGCUUCCUCACGCCGGGGCCGGGGGCACACAGCCCAGAGAAGGUGACUGCCCAUCGGCCGCGAGCCCCCUCGUACUCCCUCGGGGUCCGCCACUCGGAGUACCUCAUGCCUCUCGUCCUGGACGGCCCCAAGUGGUAG
This is a messenger RNA of Varanus komodoensis (Komodo dragon), 762 nucleotides long. RefSeq names its product outer dense fiber of sperm tails 3 like 2 (gene CIMAP1D). Lineage: Eukaryota; Metazoa; Chordata; Lepidosauria; Squamata; Varanidae. Gene Ontology annotation, cellular component: cytoskeleton. Bases 1 to 762 code for a protein of 253 amino acids. The transcript has 4 exons. The record is from RefSeq and is a predicted model, not a curated record.